GCUUCCCGUUGCAUCUCCUUAAUCUUCCCCAAUUCGUAACUGAGGCAAAAAUCAAGGUAGGGCGGCCGCCCUACCUUGCCCUACCGGGUCCUCCGCCCUUGAUCUCUCGUACUAGGUGCGUGCUUGAUUUUGUGGGGCUGAGUGGUUAGGAGGAUGCUUGGAGUAGAGUAGAAACCUCCCCGAUUUGAGAAUUUUCAUGGGUGUGUGGUGUGGUCACGAAUUGUUGAGUUGCAGGGUGGAGCUUCAUUGGGGCCAGGGGGCCCUGCACCCCUGAAACCCCCUCCCCCCGAUGAUUAGGAAGAAUUAAGAAAUAAAAUAGCUAUGUAUUUAUGUGUUGGCGCCAGUGACGGAGCUAGACAAGAAUGUCCAGGGGAUGGCGAAAGCCAAAACAAAAUUUGUACCACUGAAACACAAUGAAAUUUGUAGCCUUGAGAUAAAGUUAUAUUGAUAUUGUCCAUAUUAGUUACUCCUUCCGAUCCUAAAUUGUUGUCGAAAUAUUACAUGUAUCUAGACGCCUUUUAAGAAUAGAUACAUCCAUAUUUGGGCAAAUUUGAGACAAGAAUUUAGGAUCGGAGGGAGUACAAUAUACAUGCAUGAUUAGCCAUAUCCAUACAUAUAUAAAGUGAACUACUUCAAAAGAGAACAAACUAGACCAAAAUAUAAUACUCCCUCCGUCCCAUAUUAAGUGCCGAAAUAUUACAUGUAUCUAGACGUAUUUAGUAUAUAGAUACGUCCAUUUUUAGACAAAUUUGAGUCACUUAAUAUGUAACGGAGGUAGUACUUGAACAUACUGCAUACUGAUCAGCUUUCCGAUCCUUAACGGUCUUGAAUUCUUCUAAGAUAUCAAGCUGCAGGGGGCAAAAGUUGCCUAUUUUCCAAUCUAAGCCCAAAUUAGUAAUCCAUUAAUUUUUUUUAGCGGGCUGGGGGGUGGUGCCCCCCCCCCUCCUUGUAGCUCCGCUAGUGGUUGGCGCCCUCUUAAUUUUCCUCCAACCUCCGUCACUGUUCAGUUAAAAUUUGUUUCGUAGUAAAAAAUUUGAUCAGUGAAAUCUCCAUACUUUGCACCACGGGAAGGCAGAUGAUUUACAUACUGCAUGGUAUUAAAGUUGAGGAGCAACAAUAGGCUAGAGAAUGUUGUUUAUCCCGUGGAACUGCGUGAAAGAACAAUUUUUGGGCUCUGAUUUGGGGACUCUUACAAAUACACGUUUCAGAAUUUUAGGUCUGCUGAAGUUUUCAAGUGUAUAGGGCAUAGAUAACCUCACUUACCUAAACAGGGUUGAGGCUAGAUAGUAUUUCUAAGUGAACCUGUUUGCGGAGUGGUAAGCUUUAUUGAUCUUGAGCUCUACACAAAUAGGCUUGGCGUACUGUAUGAACAUGUGGCUAUUUUCCCAAGUGGGCUGAAAAUGAGAACUCACAUCUUAGCUUAAGAGUUGCUCGAUCCACGGCGACUCAUUAAAAUGUCUCCAUUUAGGUGUAUUAGCACAAUUCAGCUUACCAGUUAUUGCUUACUCCUAACUUUAAAGUCCUGUAGGUAAAUUCAUAAUCCUGCAUUUUGUUCUUUAUGUUUUGGAGAAGCGUCGAGUGGUUUAUUCCUGUUGGAAAAAUAUUAAAUGAGUGUGAGCCAAGUGUAGACUAUGUAGGAUCUGUUUGGUCCUUGCAUUUAAUGCCAUCCCCGUGUAAAAUUGUAGCGGAUGAGUUCGAACUACAUGUUUACAAUAUCUUUUUUUCAUCAAUGCGUAGUAAGCUCAUAUUAUCUCACAUAACUCAAAGUGGAUGUCCCCAGGUUUUACUAGGAAACACAUGUGGUUUGGUGUAAAGUAACCAAGCAGUUGCCCACUCGCAUCCCCCUCACGCGCGGCUCAUACGCCAAACCCCCCAUCAAAAUGGUCUCCUGGGUCCAUGCACUGCCAUUGGCUUCAUUUGGUCAGUGACACAACAUAUGUCAUUGACUAACCUGGACAGGCUGGAGUCUACGAGGGCCAGAUACUUGUACAUUUUAUAACCAAGUGAACCAACUACAUUGAUGAGGGAAGCACUCCAAGUCUAAACCCAAAAGUAGCCAAGAACAACCCAAGCACCCAACUCUCCUUUGAACGCCACACCGAAACGCCACCUGUUUGGCACGUCGUCCGGCAAGUGCCGCUUCAGUACGCCAACGGUCAUCCAAGCAGUAUGGGACGUGACGAGGAACCAUUGAUUCCGUCAAGCGCGCGGCCUCAUGUGCUGCUCCUGUGCAGCCCGUGCAUGGGCCACCUCAUCCCUUUCGCCGAGCUAGCUCGCCAGCUCGUCGCUGACCAUGGCCUCUCCGCCACUUUGCUCUUUGCUGCGGCCACGGAUCUCCCCUCGGAGGAGUACGCCGCCCUGGCUGCAUCUGUUCCCAACAGCAUUGACUUUGUUGUGCUGCCUGCGCCACCCGCAGACGUGCUACCAUCCUUUGACUCCAUGCGCGAGCGCGUCAUGCAUGCAGUCUCCUGGAGCAUCCCGCGUGUCUGGGACGUUGCCCGUUCGCUGGCCGCCUCAACCGCGCCACUUGCUGCGCUUGUGGUGGACAUGGUCGGCGUGCCGGCGCGUGACGUCGCCAAGGAGCUCGGCGUCCCAUGCUACAUGUUCUUCACCUCUCCGUGGAUGCUGCUGUCCCUGUUCCUGCACCUCCCGGAGCUCGACGCGAAGCUCACCAAGGAGUACCGGGACGCCACGGAGCCUAUCCGGCUGCCUGGAUGCGUGCCAAUCCAUGUGCACGAGCUCCCAGGAUCAAUGCUCGCUGACCGGAGCAGCAGCACAUACGUUGGGUUCUUGUCCAUGGCCAAGGAGGCCGCAAGAGUCGAUGGGAUUCUGGUUAACACGUUCUGUGACCUGGAACCCGCGGUCGGUGAAGGCAUGGAUUGUAUGAAGCUACCGGUGCAUGCGGUCGGGCCGUUGGUCUGGGCUAGGCCGAUAGGUGUGCAAGAAGAUCAUUCACGCACCGUAAGAUGGCUGGACCACCGGCCACGUGGAUCCGUUGUGUACGUGUCUUUUGGGAGUGGUGGCACGCUAACAUGGCAGCAGACAACUGAGCUAGCGCUUGCACUGGAGAUGACUCAGCAUCCAUUCGUCUGGGCCAUCAAGAGGCCAGACAACGACACAGUGAGUGGAGCUUUCUUUGGAACCCAGCAAGGAGAAGACGAUGACCCAUUCGGCUUCCUACCAAGGGGCUUCAUUGAGAGGACGAAGGGUGUGGGGCUUCUUCUCCAAUCAUGGGCCCCGCAGACGGCCAUCCUCUCACAUGCCUCUGUUGGGUGUUUCAUGACGCACUGUGGAUGGAACUCAACGUUGGAGAGCAUCUUGAAUGGUGUGCCAAUGGUGGCAUGGCCACUCUAUGCAGAGCAGAAGAUGAAUGCUGCGAUGUUGGAGGUCCAGGCGAAGGUGGCGGUCCGUGUCAGCAUUGGACCUGGUGGGUUUGCCAGCAAGGAGGAGAUUGCUAGCGUGAUCCGGCAUGUGAUGGAUGAGGAGGAAGGAGCAAGGAUGAGGAAGUUUGUUGGUGAGGUCAGAGAUAGAGCGGCACAUGCUGUGAGCAAAGAUGGUUCUUCGGCUCAUGCACUCGCGCAAGUUACAAAUGUGUGGAGAUCUUUUGCCAGUGAAAAAUGAAAAAGAAAGUCGAGUAAUUGUUUUUUCCCUUCUGCAAGCAACUGCCCAUCAUGAAUUGUUUAAUAUUUAUAUAUACUAGCACCAUACUUUUUGGCUUGUGUAUCAAGUACUUGUGCUGCCGUGUGGGAUAAUAUGAUACUUGCAUGUGUUGCUAUUUCUUUUGCAUUUGUGAGAGCAUGUUGAACUUAAUUUUUUUUCUCAUCA
Molecule: messenger RNA, 3825 nt
Organism: Brachypodium distachyon (stiff brome)
Lineage: Eukaryota; Viridiplantae; Streptophyta; Magnoliopsida; Poales; Poaceae
Product: hydroquinone glucosyltransferase
Exons: 2
Coding region: 2170-3621 (483 amino acids)
Molecular function (GO): UDP-glycosyltransferase activity
Source: RefSeq, a predicted model, not a curated record